This is a messenger RNA of Helianthus annuus (common sunflower), 654 nucleotides long. RefSeq names its product nudix hydrolase 1. The record is from RefSeq and is a predicted model, not a curated record. Gene Ontology annotation, biological process: dGTP catabolic process. The transcript has 3 exons. Gene Ontology annotation, cellular component: cytosol. Lineage: Eukaryota; Viridiplantae; Streptophyta; Magnoliopsida; Asterales; Asteraceae. Gene Ontology annotation, molecular function: 8-oxo-7,8-dihydrodeoxyguanosine triphosphate pyrophosphatase activity. The coding region runs from base 71 to 502 and encodes 143 amino acids.
CUUAACCCAAACACCCUGUCAGUUUCCCGUUUUCCCCAAAAUAACCGAACUGAAAACAAUAAUCGGAGAAAUGUCGCUGGCACCUGUGAUCGGGGUGGCGGUGUUUCUGGUGAAGGGCGAGACGGUUCUUCUAGGUCGUCGUCGGUCUACAGUCGGUCACAACACCUAUGCGCUGCCCGGCGGCCACCUUGAGUUCGGUGAAAGCUUUGAGGAAUGUGCAGCAAGAGAGGUGAAAGAGGAAACGGGUCUAGACAUCAAGGAUAUACAGUUUGUAACAGUAACAAAUAAUGUUUUCUCUGAAGCUGCAAAACCGCUACAUGUUGUUGCUGUUUUUAUGCGCGCUUCUUUAGCCGAUCCUGAGCAGCUCCCUCAAAACGUUGAGCCCGAUAAAUGUUAUGGUUGGGAUUGGUAUGACUGGAAAAACCUGCCCCAACCGCUGUUUCGACCUUUGGAGACUAUGUUGAAAAAUGGGUUCAGUCCCUUCCCUACUGAAUUAAAUUGAUUAGGGAUAGUUCUCCACAAAUUUCUUGCUAUGGUUGGUUUCACUGGAUUUAUGCUUUUUUUUUUUUUUUGUUACCUAAGUUUGUUUCCAAGAUAAAUGGGUAUUCAAUCACUUUCAAUUUAGGUUUUGAUUGAGACUUAAAUGAUGGUUAA